Messenger RNA from Mesorhabditis spiculigera, 348 nucleotides. The record is from the annotation of a GenBank genome assembly. NCBI's taxonomy places the organism in Eukaryota, Metazoa, Nematoda, Chromadorea, Rhabditida, Rhabditidae.
AUGGUGGUGUUCGCCUUUGUGCUCGGCACGUAUUUCCUGGUGACCGCCGGAGUCAUUUACGAUAUUAUCAACGAGCCGCCAAGUGUCGGACAAUCCACGGAUGAAAGAGGGUUUCAACGACCGCAAGCCAUUAUGCCGCAUCGCCUAAAUGGACAGUAUAUCAUGGAGGGACUGGCGGCUUCCAUCUUUUUCAGUUUGGGAGGCAUCGGAUUCAUAAUGCUCGACAGGAUCCACGAGCCGCAGUUGCAGAAGAACACACGCUUGACGUUGGCUGGAAUAUCAUUCGGCGCAAUAAUUCUUUCUUUCUUUGGCAUCCGCGCCUUCAUGAAGAUUAAAAUGCCUGGAUAU